This is a messenger RNA of Corythoichthys intestinalis (scribbled pipefish), 5230 nucleotides long. Its product is annotated as thrombospondin type-1 domain-containing protein 1. Lineage: Eukaryota; Metazoa; Chordata; Actinopteri; Syngnathiformes; Syngnathidae. The coding region runs from base 203 to 2872 and encodes 889 amino acids. Gene Ontology annotation, cellular component: cell periphery. The transcript has 8 exons. The record is from RefSeq and is a predicted model, not a curated record.
CUUCUAACAGUCUGAGAACAGCAGCGCACGACAACUGUUGACUGCCUCACACAAUGAAAUUACUGCGCCGUUUUUCCUCUUCAUUCCAAUUCAAAACGGAGCGAAAAGCGGACUAAUAUUGCCAAAAAUGAUUCUGGACGCAAAUCAGUGAUGGUAGAAAAACAACAGCCAUGAGGUGUAGGGUGAAGAACGAGACACAGGAAUGACACGAGCUGUCUCGCUGCUCUCUUUGUUGCUGGGGCUCAUGGGAUAUGCUUUGGCAGGGCUCAACAUCUGGCCCUCCUUCCACGUCGCCCUUAGCAACGCCAGUGUGUUCGUGGACUUCAACUCAAAAGCCAACAGUAGCCUGAUCAGCCAACUGAGCCUCUCUCUGAUCGACAUGGACACCAACGCAACCCUCCUGACCAGGACACUGCCGAACAAAUCUGUCGGUCGGGUGGAGUUCAACUGCACCUGUUUCCUGUACGCCGGAACUUUCCGCUUCCUGUUGAGGCAGACCAGCACCACUGAGGAGCAGCACUCAAACGGGACGAGGCGUUCGGAGACUACCGCUUGGUGGUGGAGUUCGGAACUACGCGUGCAGUGGCCAACGUUUCACAUUGCGGUCGAGAGGGUCGGGAACCACUCGGGAGCUUUCCAGAUUGUAAUUUCCACCAAUGAACACUUCCAGCCUUGCUCCGGCAUCCUCGACCCUGCUCUCCUCCUAGAAGUCAGCUUCAUGGAGUACAACCACGUUGGACGAAAAGGCAUCAACAAGGUGCAAGCCCGCACUCAACAUCCAAUCAGACCACUCCGUUCCCAGAAGAUCACAUUUCCCUGUGCCUUCCCUUUCACGGAAAAAGAUUUCAUACAAGUGUCGCUCCGUUCUCCCCAUUUGGCGCAAGAGUUAAAAAGUUCCGUUCCUCUCUACCUGUCACACAUCUUCCCUUAUAAGCUGCAAGUGGAACGCGCCAAUACCUAUAGAAGUGGGUGCGACGGGACUAUGACGGUGAAGCUUGUAACUCCACCUUGCGCUCAUAUAGAUGGGAAAGUAUUGUUGUAUCAAGACAGCAUUGCUGGAAGAAGGGUCGGUGUCUCAUCUGGAAUGGUAGCAGGGGGAACAGCAGCCAUGGGAUUCGGGCAAGAGGAGCCGUCCUCUCCUCCGUUGGCUUUUAACUGGCUCACUCAAGGAGAGAAUGAAACCGAAUUCAACUGCUCUGUUUUUUACCCGGGAAGGAGUAAGUACUGCUUCCGAUUUGUGUUCAACUACAGUCGCUCGCCUAGUCCUGCUCAGACCUGCCUGGUGGUGCACAGGAGUGAAGAAUCUUGGGGGCCCUGGAAACAGUGGAGCGUGUGCAGUGUGAGCUGUGGCGAGGGCGUCAGGGAACGUGUACGCGAGUGUUUAUUGCCCUCUGGAGUGGAAGGGAAGCAGUGCACUGGAAUGAGGAAGAAACAGUCAAUUUGCUCCCUGGAAGACUGUGCAGCAUUGCAGGGUCCUUCUCCAUCUCUACCUCCGUUGAUGGCAGGAGUUUCCCCCCUUAGUGGCAAUAUGGCAGUGUUUGCCGGAAUUUCCCUCUGCCUUGCCGUUAUUCUGGCCACCAUCGUGAUUACCGUCUGGAGGAAGUUUUGCCACAGCCCUCAGUGCAGCUCCGUCCGCAGGGGCUCUGCACAUUCCCACGGCGGGCGCAAACUCUCUGAAGAGGCGUCCAUUUGCGGCAGCAGCCUUCCAAGGUCGACUCAGAUACAAGGGCCUUUCCUGGGUACACCUCUUCCUCAGACGACGGUACUGCCUCUCUCACAGGAUCCAGAGAGGCUGUCCCCCACUGGUCAGAAGGUGCUGCCUCCCAUUUUUGGGUAUCGAUUAGCUCAACAGCAGUUAAAAGAAAUGAAGAAAAAGGGCUUAAAAGAAGCCACGCAGAUGUACCACGUCUCCUCCAGCCCGGUUCACGACACGUCAGUAGAAACCAAAGUUUCGACAAACACCUCACCGAUCGCGUUCUCCCUUUCGGAGCUUCCAUCGCAAGCUUCCAGGAUAACAGCAAACCGACUGAGUCCCAGAGCGGACCUUGUCUCGGCUCCUGGCUCCAAGUGGCACGAUCGCACUGCUGAUUGGGUGGAGAUGGUUAAGAGGAGCGGUGUAGCAGAUGUGACAGAGAGACCGAUGGGACACGCGUACCUCAAGAAUCCAAAUUUCCGCAGGACCUCCAGUUUUUCUGACACAAAAUCUCAGCUUCUAUCUUCAGGACACUUCCGAGACAGGAGCAUGACUCAGGUGGGAUCUCGGACCCUUCCUGAAGGAAACUCGUGGACCAAAGAGAGAAGACAGAGGCCUUCAUUUAGCUCCUAUCCCAUUCCAGAGCAUGACACCCCAAAGUUGAGCCAUUCUAAAGGUCACAGUAGCGACCAAAGGAAUCCCAGGAUUAAAAAUUCCCCUCCACCUCAUAGUAAUGAAGUGAAGCACACAGGAACCAACACCUCACAGAGACACGUGGACCACUGUAAUUUCGGGGAGAAAAGUAGCGAUCUGGGAAGCAGGGCUCAGGAGGGAAUCUCAGGGAUCGGCGGUCCGCUCGCAAGUCCCGACGGUCAGUACGGAGCAAACCUGAGCGUAGAACGAGCCGAGCAGAACUGGAACCGCCGCGGUCCGUCGCCUAUCCAGAGGAAUAUGCUGGCACGGAAACUAAAGGAAGCUCAGGCCUGCUUGAACGACAGAGGACGUCAGCGUAGCGCUACCUUUAGCGUGCCGACAUUGUACCACGGGAAAGACAAUGAUCGACCACGUCCUGGUUCUGGAUGCUAUAAUGUUGGCAACAAAAGCUCUACUUACAAGCUGAGUGAAGUGGAACAAAAGAUGCUGGACUUUUCACCAACAUACGCAGAAGAGGAGAUUUGAAAAACAACAAUUUAUCACCAAUAUUUCCAUGAGUUCCUUUACAUCGGAGAUUUGAAAUAGACUUACUGUAAAGUGUUUAUUAAUGGCAGUGUUGUUUUUGGCAGCCCUUUUAAUUUUCGUCUUAGUCUUUUGGACGAUAAUACUUAUUAGUCUUAGUCAUAUUUUAGUCAUCCCAAAAUGUGUCUAAUUUUUUGAAUGAAAACUCAAGAUUAAUUUCGUCUACUUUUCGACAUAUACUAAAAAUGUUUUCGUCUGUAAAAUGAAAAUAAUUUACUCCAAAAAUAUUGAAUAAACAUUGACAGACUAGCACAUGAUGUAGCAUCUACAAGGACAACGCCAACUUAGUGAUAACACACACCCAGCCGGAAAACAGUACAUUAUUUUCAAUGAAUUAUACCCACCUGGACGUAAAAAAAAGUUGUCCAAGAGUUUAAGAGGAUGCUAUUAGCAUUAGCCGAAUGCUAACAUGAAUGCUAUGCUAACGCCAUUUAGUGUGUAAUGAUCACUCAACACAGACCUUUAAAGUCUAAAGCAAUGUUGUAUAUUCACUCUGGCAGAGAAAUGAAAACAAAUCUUACCGUGUGUGCAAGCAAGGGUGUGGGCCAGUACGUCACGAGUGACACAACCAGACACUGCUACGAUGCAGGCUAACUCCAUAUAUAAUGUGACACAUUCUGAAAAUGACGGAAACUAUUGCGUAUUUUCUUAUCGUCAGACGAAAACUGGCAUCCGUCUCGUUACGUUCUAGUCUCCCAAAACACGUUUUUAGCUAUUUAUCGUAGUGUCAUGAUCAUGACAAAAGUGUUUGUUGAGGAAAACAAAACUGAUUGAUGGUCCAGUACAUUGACGAUUUUUAAAAAACGGCGUUUUCAGUUUUUUUUUUCCUGGUGCUGACAGUUUGAACUUUGAUAACACAGCGCUGUAUAAUAUAUAAUACAUUCACUAGUGUAGUAUUGGAUAGCACAAAUGCAAGAUAAGAUAUCCUUUUAUUCAGGGGCGGAACAAAUUUUAACAGAGCCCGGGUGCGAUGAGUAAAAACGGGCCCCCCGAGUGGAACGUCUGAUGGGUGGGGGUUGCUAGUUGCCAAUUAUUGGCGGGCCCCUCCUCAAGACAGGAGGGAGGGGGGCUGGUGCUAAUGAAAAAUUUGUUGGGGGCCCCUCCAGAUGACCUGAGGGGCGGGGGUGCUGACAGAAAUAUUUUAACUCUACAGGUAGUGCCCGGGUUACAACGUGCCCGACUUACGUGAUUUUGACUUUAAGACGCCAGAGUCCACCAUUUUGUCUGCAGUCGUUUUUUUAUAAUGUUGAUUUUUGUUUUUUGAUGCAUGCUUUCAUUUUGGCAUAGGAAGCGCAGAGCAAGUAAUACUUCCGCAUGUGAGUAACAGCGCAUGUACACACGAAGAAGAACAUACAGUAUUAGCGCUCACGAAGAAGAGUGCAUUUGCUCCCACAAAGACGUCGCGCAGCCAGGUGAGAUAGAGAGAGGGGAAAGAUUACAGCUGCAAGCCUGCGCGCACAUUUGUUGCUUGUGAAGCAUCCAUAGUGGCAACAACUGUUUACACUGUCUAUUGUGUAUUUUCAAUCGUGGUCGAAUACUUAGGGCGAAUUUAUGUGAUUGUUUUUGAUGACGUGCGGACUCUAACUGAUACAUGCUCGUCGUUUGUGUGGAUUUUUAUUGCUGUAUCGGCAGCUUGUUAUAAACGCAACUUCGAAUUGAUGUUAUUGAAGAUGAAACCGGUUUAAUUUCAUUUUUAUUUUAGUUUCAUUCCACAAGUGUUGAUGUCACGAGCAGCUGAAUAAAUUCAGCAAACCACCUCGACGUCUGAUAUUGUCAUUUUGGAGUUUGGCUCGCCGUCUAGCUAGGACUUAGCUCCAACACUUGGCGAGGAGAGUAUGUAACAUACAGUACAUAUAUUACAUGUUUUUGGAUAGUUAUUUUGAGAUUUAGAUGGUAUUUAGGGGUACUUAAAAGGUUAAUUCCGAUUUACGCCGCCAGCAUAGGAACGGAAAUUGUUCGUAACCCAGGGACUACCUGUAAAUCACAGCUCCGCUAAUCUUACCCUUCUUUUGGACCAUUACCUCGGCGAACCACACCCCCUUUUACGCCUGCAAACCAGGCUCCCUUGAGGCCCGGGUAUGGCUGCACCCCUAGGACCUCCCCGAAGCUCCGCCCCUGCUUUUAUUAGUCCUACGAUGAGGAAAUUGACAAAAUAAUCUUUGUGUAUGGGAGGUGUAAAUACAAUACAGUUACUGUAUGUGAUCUCUAUUUUCAACAACAGUCUGGACAUUAUCCCUUAGGACAAACAGUUAUUCACUCUGAUGCACUAUUUUUAGUUAGUGUUUUUUUUUUUUUUUUUAA